AUGUCGUCCUUUUUCACAUUGCCCGCCUCUCAGCGGAAGCGCAAGAGAGAAGACCGCGCCGGAGCCCCCGCGUCCAAGAAACGAGGAGUCGAUGCAGAGAAGAAUUCGAGGGAACGAGAUGACUCGGUUUCGGGAAGUGACUUGGACGAGGAAGACGUGGCAAGCCAGGCAUCAGGCCUGUCCGAGGAGAGUGGCUCGGAUUCCGACGAAGGAGAGACGGCCGCGGAGCGAAGAUUGAAACUCGCCGAGAGAUAUCUGGAAAACGUGCGGGAUGAGGUGGAUGAUAUUGGAUUUGAUGCUGCGGAAAUUGACCGAGAUCUCAUCGCAGAGAGACUGAAGGAGGAUGUGGACGAGUUCAAAGGGCGAGUGUACCGCCAAAUUGCGUCGGAUUUGGCUUUCUCGACUGCGUCACCUACCUUCUUUCGAGCAGAUACCCAGACGACCACAUCGAUUGCGGUUCAUCCGCCCUACGCUUACACGGUGUCCAAGGAUAAAACGCUGAUCAAAUGGGAACUUGCAACCCCGGCCACCACAACAAACCAAGAUACCGCAUCGAAACGGCCCCCGAAACCGCAGCGUAAGAAGCCGAAACAAGUGAAGUUUGUGCGAGGACUGCAGAAGGUCGCCGAGAGCGAGGAAGAACACGGUCACACCAAGAACAUCUUGUCUGUGGCCGUUUCGCCGUCGGGGAAGUUCGUGGCCACUGGUGGAGAGGAUCGCAAAUUGAUUAUCUGGGACGCAGCGACCCUGAAACCAUUGCAGACCUUCACACAACACCGUGAUUCCGUCAGCGGACUUGCCUUUGCUCGUCAUAUCUCCACCAUGAGCUCCGGAGAACAACUCUUCUCCGGCUCCUUCGACCGCACAAUCAAGACGUGGUCCUUGAGCACUGCAGGUCACGCCUACGUUGAGACACUGUUUGGACAUCAGGACCAUAUCUCGUCAGUGGCGGCAAUGACAAUCGACGAGUGUAUCAGUGUGGGCGCACGUGAUCGUACGGCGCGACUAUGGAAGGUUGUGGAUGAAUCACAGCUGGUGUUCCGUGGUGGAUCCAAGAAUGCCUCGUACCAGGAGAACAACCUCGACUGUGUCGCUCCUCUGCCUCCUACUCAUUUUGUUACCGGCUCAGACUCGGGUGCUCUCUCUCUCUGGUCCAUUCACAAGAAGAAGCCUCUCCAUACAAUCCCGCUCGCCCACGGCCUCGACCCCAUUCCUCCUCUCGAUGAGCUCUCGAACGAAGUUGAUCCGGAGGUUGCGUCGGCGAACUCUCGUUUCCUUCGACGGAUGCCUCGCUGGAUCACUGCUUUGACCACAGUUCCGGGUACGGAUGUCGUCCUCAGUGGAAGCUGGGAUGGCUGGAUUCGCGCCUGGAAGAUCUCUGAAGAUAAGAAGACAAUCAUUCCCCUCGGACCUAUUGGAGGAGGAGACACGCCCUCCCCCGAUACGCCGUCCGCGCAGCUGAAGCAGUCGCUUGCUUUCGACACCCCUGCCAACCCGGAUCAAAUGGCCAUCGAUACGCCACGGACCGACGAGUCCAAAGACGACGCGGAGCCGCUGGUUAAGGGCGUCGUCAACGGCAUUGCCGUUUUCGAGCGACGAGCCGACUCGGUCAAGCCCGGCCAAGUAUCAACCGAGCCCAAGUCCAAGUCCAAGUCGAAGUCUGCGGACUCUGAGCCCAAAGGUCUCUGCAUAGUAGCAGCCGUCGGCAAAGAGCACCGUUUUGGACGUUGGAAGUGCUUUGCGAACAACUACCACGACGGGUCCGCAGCGGAUGGCCGCAACGGGGCCGUUGUAUUCGAGGUUCCGUUCAUUGCGGGCGCGACCUCCAAGGAGGCGUAA
Messenger RNA from Aspergillus melleus, 1839 nucleotides. RefSeq names its product ribosomal RNA-processing protein RRP9 (gene RRP9). The transcript is spliced from 2 exons. NCBI's taxonomy places the organism in Eukaryota, Fungi, Ascomycota, Eurotiomycetes, Eurotiales, Aspergillaceae. Gene Ontology annotation, molecular function: protein binding; snoRNA binding. The coding region runs from base 1 to 1839 and encodes 612 amino acids. The record is from RefSeq and is a predicted model, not a curated record. Gene Ontology annotation, cellular component: small-subunit processome.